GCAAUUUUUUUUCUUCGCAAACAAGUCUUGAUCUUGUAAAAACUUUCUUUAUACUUUUUAAAAUGAAUACUGUUCAAGGUUUUAUGGGACUUAUUGUCCACCCCGGUAAGACCUACACGCAAAUUGUCUCUGCUCCUUUCCGUAUCGCCAUGGCUUCUCUCGGUGAGGAUGUUACUGACGAAAAGCGUACCACUGUUACCGUCGUUGUUGACAAGAAGGAGUAUGUCUUGUGUACUUUGAUUGCCAACAAGAUUGAACAACAAGCUUUGGAUAUUACCUUUGUCGAAGGUGAGGAGAUCACUUUUGCCGUUAAGGGUGAUAACAUUGUUCACCUUACCGGUAACUAUGUCUUCAGCGACGAUGAAGAGGAGAUGGGAUCCGAAAUGGAGUCUGAAGACGAUGAGAGUUUCGAUGAGGAAGAGUUCAUGAAGAACCUCCCCGAAGGUGUCACUCCUGAAGAAGUCAGAGCUUUGUUGGCUCAACAAGAUAUGUCCGGUAGCGAGAUUGAAUCUGAUGAGGAAAUCGAAUCUGAGGAAGAAGAGGAGGAGGAGGAGGAGGAAGAAGUCCCCGUCGUUGUCAACAAGAAGCGUGCCGCUGAACCUGUCAAGGAAGAGACUCCUACCAAGAAGCAAAAGGCCGAAGCCAAGAAGGCCGAAGCUAAGAAGGUUGAAGCCAAGAAGGCUGAAGCUAAGAAGGUUGAAGAACCCAAGAAGGAAGAACCCAAGAAGAAGGAAGCCAAGAAGGUUGAAGCCAAGAAGGAGGAAGCCAAGAAGGUUGAAGAACCCAAGAAGGAAGAGCCCAAGAAGAAGGAAGCCAAGAAGGUCGAGGAAAAGAAGAAGAUCACUAAGCUUCCUAACGGUCUCAUCAUCGAAGAUGUCAAGGUCGGUGAAGGUGCCUCUUGUAAGUCUGGCCAAAGAGUCGGUAUGCGUUAUAUUGGUAAGCUUACCUCCGGUAAGGUUUUCGAUAAGAACGUCUCUGGUAAGCCUUUCUCUUUCCUCUUGGGUCGCGGUGAAGUUAUCAAGGGUUGGGAUAUUGGUGUUGCUGGUAUGAAGGCUGGUGGUGAACGUAAGUUGACCAUCCCUGCUCCUUUGGCAUACGGUAAGCGUGGUGCUCCCCCAGAUAUCCCCAAGAACGCCACCCUCGUCUUCGAUAUCAAGUUGGUUUCCAUGAAAUAAGUCUUUUUUAGCCCAAUCAUAAGCUAAGCAUAAUAAAACAUUUGUACAUUUAAAAGAGUCUAAAGAGAUUAAGCUCAUCCACAAAAACAAAACAAAAAAAGAAAUGGCUCC
Messenger RNA from Mucor mucedo, 1286 nucleotides. RefSeq lists its product as uncharacterized. Gene Ontology annotation, cellular component: chromatin; nucleolus. Gene Ontology annotation, molecular function: peptidyl-prolyl cis-trans isomerase activity; macrolide binding. The record is from RefSeq and is a predicted model, not a curated record. Lineage: Eukaryota; Fungi; Mucoromycota; Mucoromycetes; Mucorales; Mucoraceae. The transcript has 3 exons. The coding region runs from base 63 to 1175 and encodes 370 amino acids.